GCCAGCUUCGACCCCAGUCCCGGGCGAGCCGGCCUGGACGCUGCGCCGCCGCGGGCAGCGAUGCGCAGAGGGUCCGCGCCGCCCCGGGGCCGCCGUGCGGUACCAUGAAGCUUCGCAACAAGGUGGCAGCGCUGCUCCUGCUCGCGCUGGCCGUGUUGCUGCUGGCGCUGCUGUCCUUGCGUGCCCGCCGGGACCCGGAGCCCCCUGGAUUCCCCGCGCGCCCCGAGGCUGCCCCUCAGCGCCGCCACGCGCCGGUCCCUACUCUCCCUCCGGAGCCCCGUGCCUUCCCCGGAGCCGCUGGCCCGCGCUCCCCCAGGCGCCGGCCCCCACGUCUGCGCCCCCGAGCGGGCCGCCCGCGCGCCGCCAGCCGCGAGAAGUUGGCGAGGAGGCCUGGGGAAGCAAGGAGUUUGCACUCUGUGCCACCCGAGCUCUGGAUUCACCUGGCCGUGGUGGCCUGUGGCAACCGGCUGGAGGAGACUCUGGUCAUGCUCAAGUCGGCCGUGCUUUUCAGCCACAGGAAGAUGCGCUUUCACAUCUUCACGGAAGAGGCUCUGAAGCCCGAGUUUGAUAAACAGCUGCGCCAGUGGCCUGACUCAUAUACAAGGAAGUUUGAGCACAAACUCUACCCAAUCACAUUUUCUGUCGGAAACCCUCAGGAAUGGAAGAAACUGUUCAAACCCUGUGCAGCCCAGAGACUCUUUCUUCCGGUGAUCUUAAAGGAUGUGGACUCACUCCUCUACGUGGACACUGACGUUCUCUUUCUGCGGCCCGUGGACGACAUCUGGAAGCUUCUGAGGCAGUUUAACUCCACCCAGCUUGCUGCCAUGGCCCCAGAGCAUGAAAUCCCUAAGAUUGGCUGGUACAGUCGCUUUGCCAGGCAUCCUUUCUACGGCUCCGCUGGGGUUAACUCAGGAGUCAUGCUCAUGAACUUGACUCGCAUAAGAAGUACCCAGUUCAAGAACAGCUUGGUUCCAACAGGCCUGGCAUGGGAGGAGAUGCUGCUCCCGCUGUACCAGAAGUACAAGAAUGCCAUCACGUGGGGAGACCAGGAUUUAUUAAAUAUUAUUUUCUAUUUCAACCCAGAGUGUCUCUACGUGUUCCCCUGCCAGUGGAACUACCGCCCUGACCACUGUAUGUAUGGAAGCAACUGCAAAGAGGCUGAGCGGGAAGGCGUGUCUGUCCUGCAUGGCAACCGUGGCGUCUACCACGACGACAAGCAGCCCACUUUCCGAGCGCUCUAUGAAGCAAUCCGGGAUUUUCCCUUUCAGGACAAUCUGUUUCAAUCUAUGUACUACCCUCUACAGCUGAAGUUUUUGGAGACGGUGCAUACCCUGUGUGGACGGAUCCCCCAGGUUUUUCUCAAGCAGAUUGAGAAAACGAUGAGAAGAGCUUACGAGAAGCAUGUCAUCAUCCACAUGGGCCCCAACCCCAUGAGCUGAGUGUCCUCUCAGCCUGGUGUCUGUGACUGAGGACAUGGAUCCUUCUGCCGCCUGAAUAUUUGUGUGUGUGAAUAUUUAAUGGUGCUCUAUGACUGUUGAGGUUCAAAGGCCUGAUUAUAUUUUUCUAAGUUAAUUAUCCCUAAAAGGGAAUAUGUUUUUCUUUAUUUUCUCCUGGUAUCCUAUUUAUCUUUUAUUUUUAAAGUUAUUUUAUGAAUUUUACGUUGUCCCAUUGAGAGAAAGCCCUCAGAUAUGAGCCCUUGUUGAUAUAUGCAGCCAUCAUAAUUAUUUGGAUUUCUGGAGACUCUUCCUAUGCAACUUGCUCUCUCAUACCCUAUUAAAAAGCAAUACAUGUUGGGGCUGGCAAGAUGGCUCAGGUGGUAAAAACAUUUGCCACCAAGCCUAAUGGCCUGUGUUCAAGUCCCUAGGUAGAAGAAGAUGAGAAUUAACUCCACCAGUUAUCCUCUGACCUGCAUGUGUGCUCACACUCACACCAACAAGUAAAGAAAUGUAGUACUAAAAAUAAUAAUAAAGGGCUGGAAAGAUGGCUCAGCAGUUUAGAGAACUGACUGUUCUUCCAGAGGUUCUGGGUUUCAUUUCCAGCACCCAUGUAAAUGGCUCAGAUCCAGGGCAUCUCAGGCUCUCUUUCUGUCUUCCACAGUCACUAUGCACAUAAGUAGUAUGCGUAGAUAUACAUGUGGGCAAAACCCCCCUACACAUAAAAUAAAAUAACUUUUCAAAAAAAUUUUCAAAAAAUGUAUAUUAUGAGACAAACAAACUUGAAGAGAAUCUAAGUCGAUGUGCUACAAUCAAGAUUAGAUUAGACAUAAUCAGUCCUACCAAGCACUUGAAAACGGAGGUUACCAUUUGAAUGUGUUUCCUUCCAGACUCCUUAAAACUCCCCUGACUUCUGUAUUUCCCACUGCAGAACAAUGGAAACAUACAACCUCAGUAAAGCACAGCCUGGUUGCUGAGACUUCCUGUAGGAGGACUAAACAGUCAGACGAGAUAAUUACAACAUGCUGUGUCUGCAAAAGGCUUUCAGACCAGCUAAUUGGGCAGCAUUUCAAGAUGAAGCAUGUGUCUGAGGGUGCGUCUCAGAGGGAUUGCUGAGCUCCGCAGAGGACUCAAUCAUGAGAAAUUUCUAUGCAACAAAAGCUAAAAGAAAGCCCAAGGGAUCUCUUUAGCAAAGAGGUGUGAGUUUGUGUCUCUCUACAGACAAGAGCACUUGAUUAGACUACUGGGCAGGGGGCAGAAAUCAAAGGACAAUUUCAGAUGUUUGUUUGGGUUUUGUUGUUUUAAUUGUAUUUUUAACUACAUGUCUGUGUCUUUGUGUGUGUCUGUGUCUGUGACUGUUUCUGUGUAUGGGCAUAUGAGUGCAAGUGCCGAUGGAGACCAGAAGGGGGGGCAUUAAGUCUCCUUGAACUUGAGUUUCAAGUGGUGAGGCCCUUGACUUAGGCGCUGUGCACUGAACUUAGGUCCUCUGCAAGAGCAGCAAGCACCCUUAACCACGGACCCAUCUCCCCAUCCCCCGUGUACUGUUCUGUUUUGUAUUUUAAAGACAGGGUUUCACAACCAGCCUGCCUCCACUUCCGGAUAAGUCCUGGAUCUACAGGUGUGUGCCCCCACACCCAGCUCCAGUUUCAGAUUUAAUUUGCUCAAAGUAAAUAUUUCGGAUCAUUUCAUUGGCAAGAAAAAAUGCCAAUUCCUGCUAGCCUCAGGACUCUUUUUGACUGUGGUUAGUCAGCUCUUGGCUUAGAGGAGACCUUACGAUCCUAGCCUCUAGCUACAGGAGAGAAAGCUCUUAUCCUGUCCCCCAAUGGGAUCUGACUUCAUCCCUAAAGGCUUAUAUGGUUGGUAUCAGUGUAGGGACAUUUUGCAGAAUGCUUUAUUUAUCUCAAAUGACUUUUGCAUACAUGAUUUUUUUGUUUGUUUGUUUCCUGCAGCCUAGAGAACCAGGAGGGGCCCAUAUCAUCUCCAUGAGAUUAAAAGAAAGAAAAUCCUCUUCUUUUAUUUAAUUGCUUUUAAUACAGCAAAAGGAACAACCCCAGUAUAAGUAAGAUAGUGUAAGAUGGAUCCUAUUUUCCAGGGAGAAAAACAUUUGAAAAUAAACAUCCUGAGUUCUCUUCAUCCUACACAGACAGCAAUCUGAAAGUGGAAAACUUAAAAAAAAAUUUUUUUUCUUAUUUAUGAAGUGUGGGAGCCCAUAUAUCACUAACUUAUCACAGCCCCCUGUGUCAGCAGAAAUGCCUCAUCCUGAGAUGGGACUCCUCAGCACUACAAAGGAACCCUGUAGUGGCAUUUAGUGUGUGACACAGUUAUUGUAGUCACAGAUUAAGGUCCAGCCACCUUCUCCUCUUGCCUACCACCUGCUAUCAUUAGGGAAAUCACCUUGUGGUGGGCUACUCUCAUUUUUACUGUUGUUUUGUGUCCUCGCCAGCAGACGUGACAUCUUAUUUUGGUCUUUCCGGCCGCGGGCACACGGGGUGUGGGGUAACUCCCCACAGUCUGGGUUUUAGUGAUGGAGCCAGAAUGUACACACGAAGCAUCCAUUCCAGUCUCCCUUUUAGUCAUCUGUUCAAUAAACACAUGGAUGUUGUUUAGAGUUUUCAGUGGCUACCAGAUCUCAGUGUCUAGCAGGUCUGUGGAGAAGCCUUCAAAUGCAAAAAUACAACAGUGCCUUGGUUUUAGGAAAGCAGGUCUACUUGAGACUCGAACUGUUUAACGCCAACUGCAGACACAGCACUGUUGCCACUGAAGCUCAAUGAUAGAGUUUGAAAACAUUCUAGAAGGAUCAGUCACGACCAUGUGACACUUUAAAACCCAAUGUGACACACACACAUACACCUCACUCCCCAUGUGGAAUUCCAUGGUGUGGCCUACAAUUUUAGGUUUCAGUGGAGAAGUAGUUAAAGAAAAAAUAAUUCUCUUCCAACUCUUUGUACUUAAACGUGGUAAUUAUUGGGUUUUCUCGGCCUUUGAUAUUUCCUGACAAACACCUUUGAAAUCUGAGAGCCACGUCUUUAUUCAGUGAACUUCUAAAACCUGUCAUCUGUGAUAAGAAGUUACAGGCCGCCUUUCAGCUCCUUAGGCCACACUGAAUUUACUCCUGCAAGAACUGAGUCUGGUGCUCUCAUCUCCUCCAGCUCUGCCCUUCUUUAUUUUUCCCUCCUCUCCCUUCCCUCUUAGUCACUGUCCUAUUGCUGUGAAGAGACACCUUGACCAAGGCAUCUUUCAUAAAAGGAAGUAUUUAAUUGGGGGCUUGCGUACAGUUUCAUCAGCUAAUCCUUCAUCAUCAUGUUGGGAAACAGACAGGCAUGAUGCUGAAGCUGAGAGCAGCUCAUUUUCUUAUUCUUCAGGCAGAGACACACCUCCCAUCAAUGGGGGACUAAGCAUGCAAAUAAAUAUAUGAGCUUAUGGGGGGUCAUUCUGAUUCAAACCAGGACACCUCCUCUCUGUCGUCUUCUCUAUUUUCUCAUUUCCUGUAUUUUUUUUUUUAAAGUCUGCUUCACAGAUUUGAUUGUGUCGGUCUGUGAAGAGUGUCAGAGCACUGCGGAACAGCAAGCAACGAUCAUGCUUUUGCAUGCGUUGGAAGUGAGAUUUCAGUGGCAGGGUUAGUAGGAAGGCUGAUGCUACUUCUUGCUGUUUCUUAAAUCUGAGAUAUUGUGACUUUCAUGGAAAUCCUAGUACUUGAAUAUGUCCCAUCUACAAAAUUGACUUGACUGUCUCCUCGACUUUGACAAUUGUGAUUUAGCUCAAUGCUCUUGGCUUCAGCUUUUGUGACAUUUGGAUGUCACAUUCAGUGCUCUACUGUGAACCUCUGUGCUUUCGCUGUCUGAAACCAACAUAUAUAUGCUCCCAAAGGCUGGCUGGUAUCUACAAUCCAUCUGUACUGUCCAUAAGCGAAAGUCAACAAGCACAGCAAGCCAUGCAUAAUCAAAUCUCAAUUUAGAGCGGUAGCUCUGGGCAUGGUGGCAACUAUUAUCCUAGGAACAUGGCUGAUUUAGUGGAUGACCCGGACGACCUGGUGAGUACCUGGUCUUUCUCAGGAACAGCUGGAGGAGAGGCUGGAGAGAUGGCUUAGUGGUGAAAAACACUGAAUGUUGUUCUUUCCAGAGGACCUAGGUUUAAUUCCUAGCACCUCCUGAUAGCUUACAGCCAUCUGUAUCUCCAGUUCUAAGGGUAUCUGAUGUCCUCUUGUUAGGAUAAUAGGCGUGUAUGUGAUUCAUAGACAUAGAUGCAGACACAAUGCCCAUGUAUGUGAUUUCUAAAAAGCUAAAAACACCCAAGCACUCAGGAGACAGGCAGAUGGUCUCUGUGAGUUCAAGGCCAGUCUAGUCUACAGUGUGAGUUCCAGUCCAACCAGGGCUACAUAGUGAGACUCUUUCUCAAGAACAAAACCAAGUGCACAUGCACAUGGUUAUGUCUGAAAAAAAAAAGUUAUUGACUGAUCAUAAAACAAUGAUUCAGUGAGUUAAAAGUCAAACAGGACACCUGCCACAUAAAUGUAGAAUUAUAGGAAGUAAUAUUUGGUGUUUACUCAAAGAAUAAAUGCAAUAUGUUUGAUGAACCAAAAUGGGCAUCAUUUCAUGGUCAGAUUCAGAAAUUCAUUCUCAGUGUGAAAGUGUCAUUUAACAGAGUGGCAGGCAACUGUCCUUACAUUCUUGUUUCCUGCUAUAUUUUCAUAUUUUCCAUUGUUGCCUUUCCCUUUCUGUCUAUGAUAUACAUUUCUGGGUAGUACAGGAACCAGGGCUUUCUUGGAACACGUGACAGACCUUGGGAGUCCCUGGGUAGGUAGAAGAGAGUUCAAACUAGAUCUUAGACCCCACUCUCCUUGAUUGGGAUUGGUCCAGACAUUUUCAAAGGCUAGCACCUGCCCACACUCAUACGCACACACCAUAUUCCUUUUAAAAGGGACACCACCUUUUACUGUAUCUGUGAGUUGAAGAAUCCUGCACGGUUAAAGUCAUUCAUUUCACAACAGUCUUGUGUGGGCCUUUUACCUCUGACAAGCUUGCUUGAGCGAAAAGAGUUUUUGUUCUAGUUUUUUGUUCUUCACAGGUCAAAACUGGAAAUAUUCUCUUGAGUCCGCAGCACAGAACUCUGUGUCACCGUCUGUGUGAAUACAUGAGAGCCAGGCACAGGGAUGGCUUCACUGGGUUGAUAUGUCAAUGAAAAAAAAAAAACAAAAACGUGUUACUCUUCAGAGCUCCUAAGGAGUCCCUGAGCACAAGUUGGUUUUGUUUGUUUGUUUGUUUAUUUGUUGUUUUGUUUGCUCAAAACAUUUGGGUAUUUUUGUUGUUGUAUUUUAUUUGCAAAAAAAUACAUUUAAAAAGAGAACAGUCCAAAGAGAAGGAAUUAUUACAGCUAGUAAAAUGGAAGACAAGAACUAGGAUGACCGGAUCAUCUCAUCUUUAAAUGUCUCAUCUCUUGCUUAUUACCUUUAAAAAAAAAAAAACUUAAAAGCUUUAAAUAUGUGUUCCUUGAUAUCGCUGUUGAAUUGUGUAUGUGUGUUUUUCUUCAUAAGAUUUUAAGCCUAAAAGUGUAUCUUAAGUACAUAUAACUAGUAAAGAGUAUUUAAUACGUAGAAUAGUUUAUUUUUUAAAAAAUCAUUAAAAAUUUUACCUUGAUUAUAA
This is a messenger RNA of Mastomys coucha (southern multimammate mouse), 7072 nucleotides long. RefSeq names its product glucoside xylosyltransferase 2 (gene Gxylt2). The transcript is spliced from 7 exons. The coding region runs from base 105 to 1439 and encodes 444 amino acids. The record is from RefSeq and is a predicted model, not a curated record. Gene Ontology annotation, molecular function: UDP-xylosyltransferase activity. Gene Ontology annotation, biological process: protein O-linked glycosylation via N-acetylgalactosamine. Lineage: Eukaryota; Metazoa; Chordata; Mammalia; Rodentia; Muridae.